Harpegnathos saltator (Jerdon's jumping ant) is the source of this 10568-nucleotide messenger RNA. It is a transcript of the gene hppy, whose product is annotated as MAP4K3-like protein hppy. The record is from RefSeq and is a predicted model, not a curated record. Gene Ontology annotation, cellular component: cytoplasm. NCBI's taxonomy places the organism in Eukaryota, Metazoa, Arthropoda, Insecta, Hymenoptera, Formicidae. Gene Ontology annotation, biological process: intracellular signal transduction; protein phosphorylation. The transcript has 20 exons. The coding region runs from base 557 to 3298 and encodes 913 amino acids. Gene Ontology annotation, molecular function: MAP kinase kinase kinase kinase activity; ATP binding.
CCAAUCGCGCGGCCAAAUCGAGCGUACAUCUCGAGGGUGUACGCAGGAACGAGCAGUGUGACCGUCGUCACCGAAAUUUCGAAAAGAAAAACUAGCGCGAUCGAUCGAAAUUGAAACUGCGAUCGAUCGGCCAUCGCUCGAGUUCCUUCCGUCGCUCUCCGCUUAGCGCGCUACGGCCCCGAAAUUUCCCGGAGAGCAUGCAGGCACAUGUCAGUCGGCCUGUAGACUGUAGUUGAGCGAUGCAUCGAUUCCUCGCUGCAGCUGCAUAUCGCAUAUCGUAACAGCAGCACAUUACGGCGUAGUCGUGGCCGCGGAUCGCGGCCAAUGUCAGAGCGGUUCGGGCUGUUGUGGACAAUGGCGACGUCGUCGUCUCGACGGCUGCUGUGACAUCCUGACGAUGACGAGCUAGAUGGUUCCGCUACGCUGUCCGGACGCAGCUGCGAUCACGCGCGCAUCGAUUCACGGCGGCUAAGAGCGCAUCCCGACGCACCAGGUGUCACGCACCAUUCUCGCUCUCUUUUUCUCUUCUUGUCGGCUCCUUUCCGCGCCGCUCGUGAUGGCCGUGAACGCGAACGCGUUGUCCAGUGAUAUCAGCCGUAGGAAUCCCCAGGACGAGUACGAGCUCAUCCAGAGAAUCGGCAGUGGUACCUACGGUGAUGUCUACAAGGCUAAACGGCUGUCUAUGAACGACCUCGCGGCAAUUAAGGUUAUCAAGCUAGAGCCAGGUGAUGACUUUGCGAUUAUUCAACAAGAGAUUCUAAUGAUGAAGGACUGUAGGCAUCCCAAUAUUAUUGCAUAUUAUGGCAGUUAUUUGAGAAGAGAUAAAUUAUGGAUAUGUAUGGAAUAUUGUGGAGGUGGAUCGUUGCAAGAUAUAUAUCAUAUAACUGGACCACUAUCAGAAAUACAAAUAGCGUAUAUGUGUCGGGAAACUCUGACGGGUUUAGCUUAUUUACAUAGCAUGGGAAAGAUGCAUCGUGAUAUUAAGGGUGCCAAUAUAUUAUUAACUGAAACGGGUGAUGUAAAAUUGGCAGAUUUCGGUGUGUCCGCGCAAAUCACUGCGACGAUUAAUAAGAGAAAAAGCUUCAUUGGCACACCUUACUGGAUGGCUCCCGAGGUAGCAGCUGUGGAGAGAAAAGGCGGUUACAAUCAGCUAUGUGAUAUCUGGGCGUGCGGGAUAACCGCAAUAGAAUUGGCGGAGUUGCAGCCACCAAUGUUCGACCUGCACCCGAUGCGCGCCCUCUUUCUCAUGUCCAAAUCGGGCUUUAAGCCACCGACACUGAAGGAUCGUGACAAAUGGAGUCCGACGUUCCACAAUUUCGUCAAAGUAGCGCUUACAAAGAAUCCGAAGAAAAGACCGACGGCGGAGAAGUUGCUUCAGCAUGCGUUUUUCCAAGGAGAAAUGAGUAAAAGGUUGGCAUUAGAACUGUUGCAAAAAGUGUCGAAUCCUAGCCACAUGUUCGCCGAUCUGGAAGCCGAUGAGGAUGGCGCGGUGCCCAAUGUUCCACAAAGAAUAGCUUCGCGUCAUACCGCAAGACCCAGACCGAAGAGUAUAUCGCAGUUGGACAGUGACGAUCAAAUCAAUAUUGACGGAGGAACGUUACAACGUGACUCCAUAUCACCAUCUGUGGACAGUAAUCCAGCAUGGGACAUUAUGGAUAUCAUGAACAAUGUCAAGGCUGUACAUAAUUGUGAUGUGCAUCCAGACUGUGGGAUCGGUUCAGCGUUCGAAGAUGUUCAGGAGAAGAGUCUAUUGCAGUACAUUGAUGAGGAGUUGUUGCUAAGGGGGAAUGCAAUGUCGAUGGUUGGUGGGCAUUGCGACCAGCUAUAUUCCCUGCAAGCUACUCUUCCACUCGGAGAAUCUUCGAACGACUGCGAAGUACAUUGUCCGUACUACAAUGUAUCUGGAUCCCAAGCGAGCCCCAGACGACACAGUUCCGUGGACGAAUUGUAUGGUCUUGUCAAUAGUUCUCAAUCCCUAACAGCUGUAAAUGGACAACGUCAACGAUCAUUAUCAGACAGUGGCCCUAGGGACGAGUCCACGCAAUCAAAUGGCGACAAUGAGAUAUCAGCAGAUCGAGAUCGAGAAAGUAUGAGUCCUGAUUUACUGUCGGACACACCGCCUGUGCCUCCAAGAAGAAGGGAUCGGAAAAGGCAUACGCCACCAAGACCGAUUAGCAAUGGGUUACCGCCUACGCCGAAGGUGCACAUGGGAGCGUGUUUCUCAAAGGUAUUCAACGGCUGUCCAUUGAGAAUACACUGUACUGCAAGUUGGAUUCAUCCAGACACAAGAGAUCAGCACUUGUUGAUCGCUGCGGAGGAAGGAAUCUACAAUUUGAACUUGAACGAACUCCACGAAACCGCGAUAGACCAAUUGUACCCGAGGCGCACUAUCUGGAUGUAUGUUAUCAAGGAUGUACUCAUGUCCCUUUCGGGAAAAACACCUCAGUUGUACAGGCACGACUUGCUAGCGAUGCUAAGUAAACAGACUCAUAGGUUUUCGUUGCACAUGAACAAAAUACCGGAAAGAUUAGUCCCUAGGAAAUUCGCCCUUACUACGAAAGUGCCGGAUACGAAAGGAUGUACCAAGUGUUGCGUUGGGAGAAACCCAUACAAUGGAUACAAGUAUCUGUGCGGUGCAAUGCCGGCGGGUAUAUUUCUGAUGCAAUGGUACGACCCAUUGAACAAAUUCAUGCUUCUGAAACAUUUCGACUGUGUUCUACCGUCGCCUCUGAACGUCUUCAAGAUGGUCAUCACGCCUGAGAUGGAGUACCCGAUGGUGUGUGUAUCAGUUAAGCAGCCAUACCAGCAAAAUAAACUGAAGUUGGAUUUAAUUAACAUGAAUUCAGGAGCAAGUUGGUUUCAUAGUGAUGAAUUGGAAGAUAUGGAUGGUUCAGCGACUGUGAUACCAAGAAGAGAGAAUUUGAAUGUUAUUAAUGUCACGCAGUUCGAGAAGGACGCGAUACUUGUUUGUUACGACAAUGUAGUGAAGAUGGUGACUUUACAAGGGAAACCCCGCGUCAGCAAGAAGCAACUGUCGGAGCUGCAAUUUAAUUUUCAAAUCGAAUCUGUCAUUUGUCUACCAGAUAGUGUACUGGCAUUCCACAAACACGGUAUGCAAGGUAGAAGUUUCAAAAAUGGCGAAGUUACACAAGAAAUUAGCGAUCCAAGCAGGACUUACAGGCUACUUGGCUCAGAUAAGGUUGUCAUGUUGGAGAGCCAUCUGGUUCACAGCGGCACACUGACCGAAUCGGAAGGAGCAGAUUUGUACAUUCUCGCUGGACAUGAGGCCAGCUACUAAGUAUCGAUUUAAGUAGCUAACACACCGCGUUAUCGUUUCGCACGAUUUGUGAUUGGACCGCGCAUGUAACGUGAGACGACUACCGGGAGCGGCGAGAUCAAAGUCGCAGAGGUAAAGCACUUCGUCACAAUCAUUUAUAUCCUGCUGCACGCACGUAGUCGAAACUGCUCUAGCGUACCGCUGGUGUGCGGGCUUCAGUGCUGCAAUCAUUGCUGUCUCUCGACGUAGUCGAUAUCGCAUAGACUGGUUAUUCGCGGUAACUGUUUUCUUUUCCCUUUUUUACCGAGAGGCAUCCUAGAGCUAGCCAGUUCUUUCGAAGGAUACAAGUCGAAGAGCUGUAAUGAAGGCGAAAGAAAAAGAGAGAGUCUGUACGCGAAAUUGACCUUAUGCCUGAUAAAAUGAAGCCAAUAAUAGUCGCAACUGCUUCAGAAAAUACUAGUUUUGAAGCGGUUUACUCGUCAAUUUAACUAUAUAUAUAUAUAUAUAUAUAUAUAUAAACUACGCUUCCCUCUGGAGAUCACAUAUAAUUACAUAUAAUUACGGAAAGAUUUAGAAUGAGAUCGAAACCUCAAAAACUGAGUCCUCUUCGGAGAGCUGUAAAGCUGAUGAAAGUAUAGAGUGUUGUAAAAUAGUUUAUCGCACCGACGUGACGGAUAUAUAGCGAUUAUUAUACAAAAAUAUAUGAUAUUUUCUCGUCGAAUGAGUUUGUCCAUGUUUCACAACGAUAUGUAGCGAAUAGAUGCAAUAGGGAGAUCCCUGAGGUUUCGAACCUACUUUAAAUAUUUUUUAGUAAUGUAGAUUAUAUAUAGCUAAAUUGACCGACACACCGCUCCGAUGCGAGAGCACCGUUGCACCGCGCGUUUGAGUGCGCAACGAGGCACUCCGCGAUGCGCUCUUAUGAAUUUAACUCCGGUAAAUAUAUUAUCCUCUCUUUUUAGAGUUCUACAUCGUAACCGUGUAAUAGCUUUUAGCCUUCGAGAACCGUUUAAUCGUAAAUAGCGUUUAUUAGGGUAAGCAUUCACGUAUUUGUAUCCUUAAUGAUCACGAGAUUAUGAUAGACGAGACGAUAUUUAUAUUCUUACACCAAGUCGCAUAGUUUUCGAAGGUUAAAGCGCUAUAUAUCGCCCCGCCCGGGUGGAAUAUCCGGACGAAUAACGUUUUAACGGAAUAAGUACAUCCGCUCCUCGCAACAUGCGUAACGGGAUUCUCGCGGAACUCGUGUUACAUCAAUUGGAUUGACGAUACGUAAUGUACGUCUAUCUAUUCGACCUCUACCGAAUCGUAUUUGAAUUAUGUCUUCUUUUUUCUAAGGAAAAGCUUGCGAAUUUUCUCGUUCGAUUCCCAAACAAUCCUUCGUUUUUUACAAUAUAACUCAGAAACUAGCAGUCGAUCGAUCUACUCAUUGCAGAAAAGAUAAAUUUCAUGUUAAUGUACGAACAGAGUUGCCAGACGUCCAGAUUUUACCAUCGAUGUCCCCAGCUAAUGUUGAAAAUGUCCAUAUUAAAGGUAUUCCUUAUUCUAAAAAUAAGCAAAAAUGUUCCUAUUCAUCGAUAUAUUCUUUAAAAAAAAUAUAUUUUUUACAAACUACAUUUCCCGUCUUUCUUUCUCUCUCAAAAGUCCGUUAAAAUUUUUCAAUUUUCAAAUUCUGGCAACCUUACCUACAAACCCAUCGCUCAAAUCUGAUCCGGUAGAGGCACGGGACGGGGGGCCCGCGUUAUCCUCUUCCAAAAACGACCUAGGUUGUAAACGUAACGACAACGACGUAGAAGGAAAGUAGCAACUAAUCGAUGUAUAGAGCGCAGCACGUUGUGACAGCGUGUUUCUGAAUGGAGAAUUCCACGUAGAAGCAGGAUCUUCCGUAGGGACGAUGCACGAUAUAUCGUCGUGUUGAUGUGUGAAUAUAUAGCGUGUGCACAGUACAAAACGCGCUUGUACCAAUUGUUGUAUUCCCGAGAACAUAUUGUGCGUAAUGUGUGUCGAAAAAUCCACGCAUACUCGAGCUUCAUUUCGUUGGGCAUACGGGAUCUAUUGUUACGAAGGAGUUAUUUUUCGUAAGACAUUGUGUUUAUCAGUGUCUCUAAUUUCGGGAACGAUCGUGAAGACGAAGUGUAAAGUGUGAUGGGACGCGACGACGAUCAUCCAGCACCUGCAUGAUUAGUCGCAGCGCCUGCGUGAUUAGUCUCUGGGAGAUGUUAGUUUGCACACGUCGUUUCGCUCGCUGCAUGAAUGUAACACGAUACGAAGGAUAUCUGCGCGCGAUGAUAAUCAGGAGAACGUUCAUCCGAGACGUCUCACGUUCCUUCGUUCUGCAAACGCUGCGAAAUUCUCCGUAUAAUGCUUCUCUUCGAUCAGGAUAGUUCUCUCUGAUAAAGCACCAUUGUGAUAUUCGUGCUUGAGAAAGGCACUCGGAAGAAUAUUCCAAUUUUCCCCACAGGGAGGAACGAUUUGUAAAAUUGAAAAAAUGCAUUGUUUUAUACUUGUUCGUAUACUUAUGUUAUUUUUAUUUAUUGACUAACGUCAACAUCGGCCGAGUUUAAAUUGUCGGUAUUCUCGUAGAAAUUGUUUGAGCCUCAACGAAAUAAACGAUUCAUUUGCACGCAAUCCCCGUAUCGAGCACCACGAGAGUACAUUUGUCCGUAGAAAUUUUCUUUAUUUUAUGUAUAUAUAUAUAUAUAUAUAUAUAUAUAUCCAGUAGUGUUUUAUCAGUAUAAUAUAUCGCUAACGAAUAUAUUGUCAUUUAUCUGUGAGACGGCGAACGGAGUGACUUUCAUGUGAUUGGUCUUAAGACUGGGAGAAAUGCAUUUUCUCGUUUACAGUAGACUUUCUUGAUACUAUACCUCGAGGAGGAAGAGUGCUGGACUACGUAGAGCGUAGAUGCGAAGAAGGAAGUCCGCUUUUUGUUACACGGCUCGAUCUAGUAAAAAAUGCUUUUGCUUAUAUGCGAAUUUCAGGAUACUUUCAAAUAUCCGUUGCUGAUUCUUCUGAUCGAUUUAUCCAUCCGUCUGCAAGCCGAUAUUCGCCAGUUGAUAAUAAUAAUAUUCUGAACAUUCCUCUUAUCUGAAAUAUUUGACCAGUCUUAUUAUGAGCGACUCACUCUGAACGCACAAUUUGAUUAUUAAGGAGUGAAAAGUGUUAUAAAUAUUAUUUCGUCACGUUUAUACACUAUAGCACCGUUGUGUUCCCUUUGCGUUUUCUCGUGAGACCGAUGCUUGAAUCAGUAUCGUUUUUGCGAAAAUAACGCAUCGGAAGAUUCCGCGUCGCCUCGUUGGGUCAAGUAGCGGUUUCUGUCAUUGCACGUUCGGCUGCAAUAUCGGGAAGAGAUCGGAAUCUUUCGAUAAUCGGUCGUGAGAAUCGCUCGUGUUUCCUUAGCACCGGACAAAUAUCCCGUCUGCGUCUCGUGCGAAGCAUGAGAAAUAGCCGUAAGAACGUAGUCAGUAUCUGGCACUUUUCCACCUGUCGUCGACGUAUUGAGAUUUUGCGAGCCAAAGUCCUUUAGUUUGCAACAGUCGAGGGCGAGACGUAAGCUGAAUUGUGUAAGGAAUCGUCGGAGUAAAACGUAUAAUUAUCGGCGGAGUGUUGAACUAUUUUGAUAUUUUAUAUGGACUUUUUGCUGUGUGUAUAUAUAUAGAGAGAGUAGAGUUACUCGCGAAGAAAGUAUUAUAUUAGCGUGAAAUUUAAUAUACUAGCAGUUGCAAGUGCAAGAACCCGGUGGUCUUAUUGUUUCCGCUGAAUCGUAUAUAUUGUAACAAAAGAGAGAAAGAGGGAGAGAAAGAGAGAGAGCUGUCACGACAUCGAUAACGCAUGUAUAAUAUUAUAUCAUGUAUACUUGCGUCUUUUGAGUUUCCAACCGUCAUUCGAGCUUCUAGGAUUUGGCGUUUGCCUCGGAAGAGCCUCGAAUAUCCGAAGGAGUUCGCGAUGCGACAGUUCUCUCAAGCGCGUUUUGUCAGACGUUUGAUUCCGGCUGGCAGUUUGUCACAAACCGUUUGACGACUCAUUCGAGGCGGUGUCAAAUGUGACGGUAUGCGUGAGAAAGCGUGGAAUCUAACCGGUAAUACGAUCACGAUACUUAUCGUAAGCGUUGCGAUCCCGCAAUCAAACACCAAGUCGACCGUUUAAUCAAACGCUACGCUAAUUAGUAUUACAUAUUAUUUGCAUGCACUACGAUAUCGCCGGUAUGUGCAUUGACACGACGCCGUCUUGAAAACGGAGAUGAGUGAACACGUGCAAUGUCUUCCCCGUGUAUACUUACAGUAUAGCAUACUAUACGCGCUAUAGACGUGUUAAAUGUUCGCAAUACCGACAUUGCCGGAAACACGUUUCGCAAUAUUCGUAAUUCGAUCGCGUGAUUUCACAGUUUUGAUCAUCCGGCGGACCGCUUCCUCAACAUUGAGAGAACUAUUCGGCCGAAUUGUCUCAUACACUUCUGUAUAAAUCUUCUUUUCACAAUAAGUAAUUCGUCUAACUUACGCUACGUUCUCAUAUUUACCUUUAAGAAAGAGGGAAGGAGAGGGAGAGAGAGAGAGAGAGAGAGAGAGAGAGAGAGAGAGAGAGAGAGAGAGAGAGAUUGCGAUUUUCAGGAAGGACUAGCGAGAAUGAUCUUCAUUUUACGAGACCCGGUUUAACCGCUAAAUUACUCGAGAGUUGUUUUAACGUUAUUAUAGGUAAUUUAUGUCUAUACUAUUACGGAUAUCAAAUCGAUAAAAAAUACAGUUGUUUCGUUCGCGUGUAGAUGAUUAUUUGCGCGAGAUACCCGCCCCUUGCCGAGGACGUACACCUUCGCAAGAUAUUUUAAUAAUAACGAUAAAUAGUAACUGCAUUGUUACCUGAUGUGAAUUUUUGUAUUAUUGUAAAGACAAUAAUUUUAUUCGGAUCGUCGUAAAUCGCGAAGAGAAACAAACAUAGAUGUAUCGGCAUAAAGGUAUAUACAUUAUUGAAUCUUCGCAUCUAUAGAACGGAUAAAUUAGCGAAAAGCGUGGGGAAAAGAUAAGAGAUAUAAUUAGAAAAGAUUUUAAUGCAUCCUGUGACACACAGACCAAGGUUAGAAGAAACACGUGAGCUAGAAAAAGACACAGACACGUACAUACACACACGCACACACACGAUUUUAUGUAGACAAUCCACAUAUCCAAGUUCUACUCGUGACCACUUAGAAUGAAUUAGAAUUUUUAUUCUAUAAUUUUCAGAGGAAACGAAAACAUAGGAAAAAGUAUGAGUGUAAAACAUUGAUUUUAUAUAACAGUUGAUAAAUAACGCGGAUUUUUUCGCACUCUUAUCGAUUUUCUCGGAUUCAAAUCACUUAUUUUAGACGAAUGUCACGUACAGUGGAUCGAAAUUAAUUGUUCGUCCAAGCAGAAUAUAAGUUUGAAAAGCACCUCAUCCCAUGUGGGAAGGUGGCAUAUUUAAUCAGUCCAAAUUUAAAGUCGAAAAUUAUAAAAAUUUUCUUAUAUUUUUCAAUAUAUAUAUAUAUAUAAAGUUAUAUAUAUAUAUAUGUAUAUAAAACUUCGAUAUCUUCCACGAGCACAUUAAUUCCUUCGAACACAUUUUUUUCUCAAAUUUUCGUUUCAUGUUAAUUCCUCCGAAACCAGUUUUUCUUUUCAGGUCUUUUUCGUGUACCUUAACUAUUCGGAAUAACCGAUUGAUUUCAUUUGUGCAGGAUGUAUUUCCGUGCGAAUCGGCGAUUGCCGAUCCAUUAUACAUUGAACUGCUGCAUGCUACUUGCGGAACAUUGUACACCCAUAUUUGCGAUCUCCGAAGAAUCUUUUCGUGCAGACACAUACACGUGUAGCGCUAGGACAAUUAAUACAGCGAUGAAAUGUACCUGUACACAUCGACCAUACUAAUGGUUUACCUCUAUAUAUACGGAUGCUUAAGUUCCGAAUUUCAAUAUAUAUAUACGUGUUUCCACGAAAUUUCGAAAUCAACAAUUAAUAGCGAACGUGUAGGACAGUAACGGGUAUAUUUAUUCCUUAGCCUUCGGCCAUCCCUCGGAUCUAUCUAGAUUAAAUCAGAUUAUGUUGAAUUGUAACCUAUAUAAAGAACAUGUUUCAGUAUGUUCAACAGAUUUUUACCGUUACUCUCAGAGAUUCAGUUAUCGAGAUUUUUUUGCGAAAACAUCUGUUUUUUUUAUGCGAUACAAAUAAGAUCAGUAUUUUGAAAUGAAAGUUCAGUAUAAUCCUGACAUCUUCGGUAACAGUAUGUUUCAGUGAGAAACAUGCUUAAUUCGAUGGUCCAAGGGAUAAAAGAAGAUUAAGCACAUGCAUGUAUGGCUUACCAUUGUUUUCGAUCGAGAAAGAAUUUAAUGGCAAUUAAAAAAUAAGUCACGUGCAAUUACGUUUUGCAUGCGACGACACAGCAGAGAUAUACAAAUAUUUUGUGAGAGGCAAAUUCGUAAAUUACGUAAGAGAUGAAAAAGAGAAAUAUAUAUAUACACAUAAACGUAUAUAAACAAAUAUAUUUAAUAAAAUUCUUUGUGACGUAUUGUAAAUUCUCGAAGAGAUAUUCAAUUAAUCUAAUCGAAUGGAUUCCGAUAAUUUUAUUAAUUAUUAGCCGUGAUGAUGUUGAAGAUACGAAUUGCCGAUAUAUCAAUAGUUAUUAACCAAAGCCGUAGUGACAGAUAGAUAACAAUAUGAACGGAUGAAAUUAUUCUUACAAUUUGAAAUUAAGGGCAAGAAGAAGAAAGAGAAAUCGAACGAAAGAUAAAAAGAGAAAGAGAGAGAGAGAGAGAGAUAAUGUGUUACAUGGUACAGAAAUUUUAGGAAUAAGGAGCUUCUACUGUAUAAAAAUUCUCAAUAAGUGUUACUCUGUUACAUUAACGAUCAUAUAUAAUUAUUUAUUUUCAAGAGUAUAGUAUGUAGCGCUUUUCUGGAAAUUUACUGAGAUAAGCUGAGAUUGUACGACAAAAAAGAAAGAGAUAAUUCUUGUAUAGGUAUGUAACGUAUGUAUAGGUAUGGAAGAAGUGGACGUUAAUUUAUUCUUUAUAGUCGCGGGCUACGUAUUAAUAACGGAAGAGGCGUAUAUAGUGGGUUUUCUCUUAUAAAUAUUAAUUGGGAUAAAUAUAUAACAGAGAGCCGACUAAGUCUGUAAUAUUACGCGAGAGUUGUAUAUAAUGUGUAUAACGUAUUAUAUAUAUAAAUAUUAUAUAUACAUAUGUUACUUUUGCGUUCGCCGAGCCCCUUCGUUUUAGUCAUUUUUAUAUAAAUACAGUAUUAUCAAGAUAAUUUAUAAUUAUGAACGUAUCUCUGAUUUACCUGUAUCUAAAAAAAAAAAAAAA